AUGGCCGACCUCACCCCCAUUCUCAACGAGCUUCUGAAAAGCCAUGAUGCUCGACCGACAGCAGAUCCGUCCUUGUCCCUGCGGAAUAUUGACAGCUUCUUAAAGGAGGCCUACGAGAUAAACGCGGGCAUUGUCUCGUUGAACAGGGAGCUUCGGGGGAUCCGCCAGUCCUACCUCUCCACCGCACCACCUCCUCGCCGCUCAGUACUAUCGCAGCACGGGAAGCCAUGGCAACACCUGACCGACCGUCAAAAGGACCAGAUCGAUGCCGAGACCAAGCAGCUCCUGCGGGAUCUCGAUUGGCGGAUCCAGUCCCUCGCGGGGGCUGAGACUACACGACAGGAGACGGAACAGGCCGUGCGGAAGGGGAAAUAUGCGAAGAUGGGCCUCGGCGCCCUGGGGCAGUGGGCGGCGGGCGGGGUCGGGCAGUCCAAAACGCUGGACGAGCAGCUGGACGAGGCCAAGAGCAACCAGGUGAAGGUGCACCGCGAGAGCGUGCUCUGGUAUCUACGAGAGAAGCUACACGAAUGCGGGAGGGCGCAAGCCGAGAUGAUGGAGAAGAGGAUCAUGCGCCAGCUGGAGAAGAACAAGAACAUGAUCUCCAAGUCACGGAUGGGCGGCGGGCCAGAGCUUGCGGGAUUCGGGCACACGCCAAUGCCCCCACCGAACACAUCUGCAGAGAGAGAGCCCGUCCCGGAGCAAGAAAAUCUGACGCCGGAACAAAUCCAGAUGUUCCAGAAGGAGGAGGAGGACAUGUUAAAGCAUUACGAGAGCACGUUGGACCAGGUGAGGACGGCGGAGAAAUCUCUCAUGGAGAUAUCGGAGCUGCAGACUCAACUCGUGAACAACUUGGCUGUGCAGUCCGCGCACAUCGACCAGCUGGUGACGGAUUCCUUCGUCACGGCGGAGAAUGUCGGAGGGGGCAACAAGCAGUUGAAGAAGGCGACGGAGCGGAAAAGCACGGCGAAAUACGUCUUCUACGCCUCCUGCGGGCUGAGUGCCUUUCUGAUUGUGUGGGACCUCGUAAUCUGA
Molecule: messenger RNA, 1032 nt
Organism: Drepanopeziza brunnea f. sp. 'multigermtubi' MB_m1
Lineage: Eukaryota; Fungi; Ascomycota; Leotiomycetes; Helotiales; Drepanopezizaceae
Biological process (GO): retrograde vesicle-mediated transport, Golgi to endoplasmic reticulum
Cellular component (GO): endoplasmic reticulum; SNARE complex
Source: RefSeq, a predicted model, not a curated record